AUGGUCGACUCCGAAGUGAUCGCCUCCUUUUGCGGGGUCACCGGCGCAGACAGCGAUGUGGCCAUUCAGAUGCUGGAAGCAACCAAUGGAGAUCUAGAAUCUGCCAUCAAUUUCUACUUUGCUGCCGAGGGCGCUGCAGGCGGUCCAGAUCGCGAUGACGACGAGGCCCUUGCUCGCAGGCUCCAACAGGACGCAUCUGAGCAGCCCUCCAGCGGGGGACUGGCGGCGAGCUUUGAGCCUCCCCGCGAGCUGCUCUUCCACGGCUCAUUUGAAGAUGCCAAGGAGUCUGCUGCCUCCAAGGAGCAGUGGCUGUUGCUGAACCUCCAGGCGGCCGACCAGUUUGCUUCCCACCAGCUCAACCGCGACACAUGGCGGGACCCCAUGAUUUCCGGGCUCGUGUCACAGAACUUUGUGCUUUUCCAGGUUUACCAGGGGGUGGAGGAGGCGGAGGUGCUGUGCGGGGUCUAUCGCGUCUCCAAGCUGCCCUGCAUCCUCGCCAUCGACCCGGCCACGGGGGCGCUCAUGCGGCAGUGGGCGGGGUUCCUGCCGCCAGACAGGCUGGCAGAGGAGCUGAUGCCCUUCCUCGAGCACACGUUCCUUGACCCCGGGGCGAGCGCCCUGGCCGCAAACCGGCGGCGCCGCGCUGCGCCGAGCGCGCCAGCUGGGAGCCUUCCGCGUGCCGGAGCGGCGAGCGAGGACGCUGAGCUGGCCGCGGCCAUCGCCGCGAGCCUGGAGCCAAAGGCGGAGUCGGGUCUCACGAGCGCAGGCCCCGUUCGCUGCCCAGACGGGUCGCGGCUGCAGCGGAGGUUCGAGCAGACCGCACCCCUCGAGACCCUGCGGGACCUCUGCAUCGCCUCCUGCCCCGAGGCGGCGGCUGGGCGUCCCUUCUUCCUCGCCCCCUCCUUUCCAGGCACGCUUCGGUUGCCAGGGGGCGCCCAGCCGCUGCUCGACAUGGCUGCUGACCUGACGACCUCUGGCGCAGCCGACUCCAUGCUGGUCAUGAAGUGGGCGGAGUGA
Messenger RNA from Auxenochlorella protothecoides, 1017 nucleotides. Its product is annotated as UBX domain-containing protein 7. NCBI's taxonomy places the organism in Eukaryota, Viridiplantae, Chlorophyta, Trebouxiophyceae, Chlorellales, Chlorellaceae. The transcript is spliced from 7 exons. The record is from RefSeq and is a predicted model, not a curated record. Gene Ontology annotation, biological process: proteasome-mediated ubiquitin-dependent protein catabolic process. The coding region runs from base 1 to 1017 and encodes 338 amino acids. Gene Ontology annotation, molecular function: ubiquitin binding. Gene Ontology annotation, cellular component: nucleus.